This is a messenger RNA of Penaeus chinensis, 1189 nucleotides long. RefSeq lists its product as uncharacterized. Bases 79 to 651 code for a protein of 190 amino acids. The transcript is spliced from 7 exons. Lineage: Eukaryota; Metazoa; Arthropoda; Malacostraca; Decapoda; Penaeidae. The record is from RefSeq and is a predicted model, not a curated record.
AAUAUAAGGGCAGCAUCUUCUACAAGGGCAACAGUCUGACGAGAAGAUUUCAGGACUUCUACAUCAAAGAGACUGAAGAUGGGACGCUCGCCAGUAACUCCGGUGCUGAUCCUGGCCCUGUCCAUGGCGGCAGGAGCAUGGAGUCAGGUUCUGCUGGAUCCUAUUAGCAGAGAGUGUCGCGGAAUGGCGGCCGGGGCUCAGCAGACGGCGCUGACCAGGAACGAGUAUCCUGCAGGAGGGCUCUUGAUGGUCUUGGCUUCUGUACCCGCGGGGGUGAAAGGCUACUUCAAGUUCUACCUGUGCCUGGACGACGACGCUGGACAAGAGGAGUGCCUCAACAAGGUGUCCCUCCCGUUGGCCGAUGCCUCCGGCGACACUUUCGACCUGAGCAAGGUGGGGAAAGCGGGCAGCUACGAGAUCCCCUUGACCAUCCCCGAUGACGUCACCUGCGACUCCUGCUCUGUCCAGUGGCAUGUGGAGGUGCAGGACUGCGGCGACAAUACAGGCUGCUCAGUCACAAGCCAAGAUUCCUGCUUUGACGUCAAGAUUCGUCAAGCCAAGAAAGAGGAAAAGAGACUGUUUGGGCUUAUCUUCGGUGCAGUAAGGGCCGCUGUAGGUGGUAUCAGGUCUUUGGUCAGGCGUAGAGGCUAGGAUGUCCUCGUGUAACGAACUGGCUCGACUUGUACCCCGACGUCUUGCAAGAAUUUGGGACUAUGGAUACUUCUGGAACUCCAAGGUGUUGAGAAGCCAUGCAGCCAUGUGCAGGAAGCUUAAAGGGUGUGGAGUUAAGAAAAGAACACUUUUUCAUGAUGAGGUUUACUUUUUCAUAAUAUGGUGUAGGUAUAGAGAGUAAUAUGAUGCGGUAGGCUACGGUGCACUGCACGGCCCUAUAUCCAACUAUAUCGACUUUUCCCGAUCACCGGGAUCAUGUUGCAUUUUGCAUUCUUAACAAUAUUAAUUGACCAACAGUUAAUGUAAUGGAAAUUGCCCUGGCGGAAGUAGAUGCACUUAGCUUUUAUAUAUUUUUUUUUCUUUUUGCAAAUCAUUGUGAAACCAUCUAACGGAAUUGUCAAAACCUGUUAUAGAAGUUGUAUAGGAAGUUUUCUUGUGCUGCAUGGUCUCAUUACCUUAAAAUGUCAAACUUGAUUUUUUUUUUGGACUAAAUUGUGAAGAAAUUGUAUUUGAUCAA